ACACUAUUUCACUUAAAUCAGCAUCUUUUCAAGGGAUGUUUGUACAGAUUAAAGAAUUCUUUGAAGAAAUUGUCACCAGUAUAAGAUCCAUUGACUCUUGAUUUGUAUGGGCGCUGAACAGGGGGUCUGCAACGCAGGUUGUGAGUGUGUGAGGUUCAAAACCACGUUUUUGUCAAAGACGCAAAAGACACGUCCGUUCCAACAGCGGUCUCUAUUCUCCCACAAGACUAAUAAACAAGCGUUGAAACGCGCCACGGAAGUGCCCCUGGAGCCCGCGCUGUGUUCAUUGGAUAGAAUCGUGUUGACCCGGAUGUAAUGGUUCGUGUCUCGUGCGAGCAAAGUCACCUGUGGUGAACGGCUGUACAGAUGCUUGGGGUCCCUGAAGAUUUUUGCUCCGUACGAUUUACCUUUGCCGAUCAAAGGUCUUCUUUGAAGCCUUUUUCUGAACUGCACCGAUGGAAAGCCCUCUGCCGCCGAGAGAGUCCGGGCAGUUUGUUGCAGAAAGGAGCCGCGAUGUUUCUGUCGAAGAGGAGGGCGUUAGGAGGAUUGCAGAGAUGCUCUAUGCUUUACGUGGCUGUGAGGAGUUCACCCCCCAGGGCUGGAAGAAGAUGAAUCCUCUGGCCCCCUCCUGGAGCUCCGAUGAGGCUAUCAACUGGGUUUUUGUUGUGGAUACCAUGAAUUUCUCCUUCUGGCAUCCCUGUGGUGAGAAGCCAUGCACCAUCACCUACAAGGGCAAAACCUACAGUGGGUACAUGGCUCUGUGUGCCGCUGUAACCAGGGCCAUGGAUGAAGGUGUUCCCAUCACAGAUGCCGCAUACAUGGCCAGUGUGACUCUGGAGGAGCUGAGGCAGGUCCUGCGGUCUGACAACAAGACGCCCAUGCCCAUGCUCGAGGAGAGGCACCGCGUCCUCAAUGAGGCCGGGAGGGUGCUGCUGAAAUAUGGCGGCUCCCUCCGUAGCUUCAUGGGGAAAGGCGACAACGAUGCAGAGAAGCUGGUCGGACACAUUGUGGACAGUCUGCCAUCGUACAGAGAUGAGGCAGUGUUCGAGGGUAAAAACAUAUCUUUCUAUAAGAGGGCCCAGAUCCUUGUGGCAGACUUCUGGGGUAUAAUGGAGGCCAGAGGAGAAGCCAGUAUUCCAAAUAUCAACUACCUGACCAUGUUUGCAGACUACAGGGUACCGCAAGCUCUUAUAUACCUGGGAGCGCUGCGGUACUCAGAGGAUCUCAUGAAAACUCUUAAUGAAGGAUUGCAGCUUCCCUCAGGAGACAGAAGGGAAGUGGAAAUCCGAGGCUGUUCCAUUUGUUGCGUGGAGAGGAUCAAGACUCAUUUGUGGUGCAUUAUUGAGGAAAAAGAGGGGAAAAGAAAUGAGGACAUUAAUUCAGCUGUCAUCGAUUUCUUCUUGUGGUCCUACGCCAAGGAGCACCACAUGGAGAUGUCUCACAUUCCCAUUCAUCUCACUCGCUGCAUUUAUUACUGACAGGCACUGGCCUGCUGUC
Molecule: messenger RNA, 1497 nt
Organism: Scleropages formosus (Asian bonytongue)
Lineage: Eukaryota; Metazoa; Chordata; Actinopteri; Osteoglossiformes; Osteoglossidae
Gene: qng1
Product: Q-nucleotide N-glycosylase 1
Exons: 6
Coding region: 456-1478 (340 amino acids)
Source: RefSeq, a predicted model, not a curated record